This is a messenger RNA of Microdochium trichocladiopsis, 1058 nucleotides long. RefSeq lists its product as uncharacterized. The transcript has a single exon. The record is from RefSeq and is a predicted model, not a curated record. The coding region runs from base 82 to 873 and encodes 263 amino acids. Lineage: Eukaryota; Fungi; Ascomycota; Sordariomycetes; Xylariales; Microdochiaceae.
AUCCUUCCACACCGCGUCCUUCGCCUCUGUUUGUUUCACGCAACAACAUCCACACCAACCAUCGUGACACACCAUUACACGAUGGAGAACAUAUUCGACCGACUCGCUUCCGACGACUUCGACGAGAAAUACACCUGGCAUGCUUGGAAGGUCGGCUACAAACAAGAAGACCUCUUCCGGUGUCUGCAUCCAGAGUUCAACACGAUUCUAGUGCCAAUUCAAAGCCCAGAAGCCUUCCACUCCGAUGUGGCAGAAAUUGCCAAACUCGCGAGCUCAGGAGCAGACUUUCGCAGACUUCUCGAGGAGCGCCGGUGCAAACGCUUGGAGCAAGUCGGUCUGGUCCGUGGGGCGGUCAACACGUUGUCGGCGAGGCGCAAUUGCUUCUUGUCCGAUGAAGCAUGGGAAGCCUCCCUCGCCUUUUGCAGAAACGGCUCGCUUGACACACUGUAUUCAUUUCAUUACACAAAUCUCGAUAACAAAGCGCAAGCUCGCGCAAAGAAGCGUAUUGAUGACGCAUUGAAUCGACGCUUCAAAGCCACCGAUCCCAAAGUGACCCUUGCAGCAUCGCCUUCCGACCUGAAGCAACCAACCUUGGACGAGUACCCGUCGCCUUCCGACUUGAAGUCAACGACUUCUGAUCAGGACUCACCGCCCUGCGCCCAGCACCCACGAAGCACAGCUGAGAAUCCUGCGCAGACCGUUGAGGACCGACCGAGCAGCAAGUUCUCUCGAUACAAUCUGCGCUCCCGGUCAGCGAAUGCAACAAGGUCACGUUCUACCGCAAACCGGAUCGUGAAGCCUACGAAAGCCACGAGAGAUUCGCGUCAAAUCCAAGGGCGGUCGACACGGACGAAGAACAGAAGCAAACGAUGAGCACACAUCACUCCCAAACACUGUCAUGGUCCAGAAUUAUCGAUGCCUUAGGCAGUGUCUCUGAUUUGCUGAGACUCCAUACAUCAAGCCUCCAUGUGCCAGUCCACACCUGGUAUCUCCAUGUAGUCUACGAACGUCCACUCCUUCAAUAGCCGGAGCGAUCAUACCCACGUACGCUGGGCGCU